This is a messenger RNA of Plasmodium adleri (nom. inval.), 834 nucleotides long. Its product is annotated as exported protein family 3 Plasmodium exported, putative. The record is from RefSeq and is a predicted model, not a curated record. The coding region runs from base 1 to 834 and encodes 277 amino acids. NCBI's taxonomy places the organism in Eukaryota, Apicomplexa, Aconoidasida, Haemosporida, Plasmodiidae. The transcript is spliced from 2 exons.
AUGAAAUAUUUUGUGUCACUUUUUAAUUUUUUCAUAUGUUUUCUCUUAAUAUUUAAAUAUUCACAAAAGAAUAUAUUAGAGAAAAGCCGUCAAGAUAAAUUGAACAAAUCGAUCAUAACAAAAUAUAUAAAAACAAGAACACUAACAGAAAAUUAUAAACAAUGUGACAUUAAAUAUAUGAAUACGUCAAUAUUCAGUGGAAAUAAAAAUCCACAAAAAAGAGAAGAAAAAUUAGAGGAAAAAAAGAAAGAACAGAAAGAAAAAAAAAAGGACAAUACAAAAGAAGAUAAUGAUAAUAAUAAGGAAAAUGAGACAGAAAAGAAUAUGGAAAAUAAAAUAGAAAAUCAUUUAGAAGACCAUAUAGAAGACCAUAUAGAAGACCAUAUAGAAGACCAUAUAGAAGACCAUAUAGAAGACCAUAUAGAAGACCAUAUAGAAGACCAUAUAGAAGACCAUAUAGAUGACCAUAUGGACGACCAUAUGGAUGAUGUACUAGAACAUCAUAAUUCACUAGAAGAUAGCAUAAAAGAAUAUUAUGAAUUUACAGACCCAUCAGUUGAUGAAGAAAAUAAAUCAUUUUUUAAAAAACUUAAAUUCAUUUUGAAUAUGUUAGAUGAUGUACAUUCAGAUUUAUUAGUAAAUAAUCAUCUUAAAAAUGGAAGUAUUUUUUCACCAGAAUUUGUUCCUAUAAGUGUUUUAUCAACUAUGACUGUAGCCUUUCCACCUAUAGGAACUUGGACUCUUCCUUAUAUUUCUAGGACUAUAAAUUUUAUGACUAAAUAUAAAGGAGAAAAAAUUUACACAGAACAUGAGUCAAAAAAAAAAUUAAAAUGA